AGGACCAUAUUAAACAUUACUGGAUACAAACAAGUCCUUUUGUCUUUUGUAGUCUUCCCUUGAGAUGAACUCAGCAAUCCACCUAUACCAAAGCCCUCUGCCUGUGGCUCCAGGGCGUCACUCCUCUGCGAGCAAAGCUCAUGCCAGAUUAAGCCAUGGCUCUCUUAGUGUUUCCCAGGGUUCCGAUCGAAGAAGCUACUUGGUUUCAAGUCCAUUACAUAUGAACUCUAGGCUCCACGGAUUCUCAGAGUGGUCCCAGCUGAUGAACGAGGAGAUCGGGAAAAAGAACAAUAUAGUGAGAGGAGAGAGAGGAGCUUCUCCAGCGAUGGCUUGUGUUCUUGGGGCCUUCAGUCUCCAUGGUAAGAUGAACCACAAGCCCAUCUUAGCCUGUGCUGGUCAGCGUUCAGACGCAACCGAAGGUUCUCCUGUGGCGGGUCACUUGAAGGAACUGAUGCUGAUGACGACCCCACCAAAGGAUCGGUUCUUUGAAGAGGAGCCAGACGAAAAUCAGAUUGAAGCCCUCAAGUUGUACACAAUGGCCCUAUCAAAGGAUAAACCAAAGCUUGCGGCAGAUAUACUGCGUAAAGAACAGGCACAAUGGGCGAGCGGAGAAGCCGGUGAUCCAUUGUUAAUGGCGCUCGUUGAAUUGCUCUUGUAUCAGGAGGAUUAUGACGAAGCGAGUAAAAAAAUUAAAGAUCUGAGAGAGGCAGUGAAAGAGGAUACGCAGCCAGAAGGCCCAGAAGACCCAGAAGACCCAUUUGCUUCGACGCCUACCAGUACCAAGUGGAAGAAAUUUUAUCUUCUCAAGGCUAUUGUAGAAUCUGUAAACGAGGCACGCCGAAAAGCACAAGAAGAAGAAGAAGAUGAAGAUGGUGAUGAUGAUAAUGAUACUGGGAAGGCAAAAGAAGCACUGUGGCUCAUUUAUUGCAGAAAACUUGGGUCACCUGGGCUCCCUGGGCCAACAGGAAUCCAUAUGUGACCUUAAUUCCUCUCCAUACAGACAAGUUAAAGCAUCAUCAUGGGAUGAUUAAGCCCUUGAGAAUUAAAUUAUUUAAAAUAAUAAAAUAUAAUUAUUAUCAUGUUUUAUCCCAAAGAAACAAAGAUGUACUGUUGUCACUUUCCGGCUAUCACAUGUAUUUCUCUCUCUAUUUAUGGAGCCAUUUUUUUAAAUUAAAAUUUGUAUAUGCUUCUGUUUCAAUUUGAUUUAGCUUGUAUUUAUUAUAAAUUAGUUUAUUUAUAACUUGUUUGGUCCAGUCCA
Messenger RNA from Neltuma alba, 1258 nucleotides. RefSeq lists its product as uncharacterized. The record is from RefSeq and is a predicted model, not a curated record. NCBI's taxonomy places the organism in Eukaryota, Viridiplantae, Streptophyta, Magnoliopsida, Fabales, Fabaceae. The coding region runs from base 65 to 979 and encodes 304 amino acids. The transcript has 5 exons.